CCAGAGGAGAAGUGAGGGAAGAUCAGAAGCAGAGACCUUAACCCUUUGUCUCCUCCUGCCCCUUCCCUCUGGGGUUUAUCCCUCUCUCGGCCUCUUCAGAAUUAAACUCAAACCUUACCUCUUGGAGGUCGGAUCCUGGCAUUGUGAAGAGCAGCAGCCCAUAUUUGUGUCUAUACACACCCACAUAGAUUGUAAGCUCUACAGGGUAGGAACCACCUUCCUCCUGUGUCCUUGUCCUGUAUACGUUUUAUCUAUUUCAUUGUAUCCCUGUCUGCACUACUACUGUAUGGGAACUACAGGCACCGGCUCAUGCACAGACAGUUUUAUAGAAUACACUUGUACAUAGCGGCACAUUCAUUGUGUGAGGCCAGAUACAUCUGUUACAUAUGAGUGUGAGUGUGAGGGGUAUUUGUGUAACAAUGUGUGUGAGUGUGUCAGACAAUAUAUUGAUCCCCAGACACACAACAUGGCUAUAUAUAUAUGUGUUUACUGUAUGUGUAAUAUGUAUGCGUAAGUAUCUCAGUGUGGGUGUAUGUAGAUGAAGGUUCUGCCCCAAGGGACCCAACACUUUCCCCUCCCCACUCCCUCCCUUGGGGGUUCCCUCUACCCCCCCCUGGGUCCUGCCCUGUGGGUUGAACACGUUGCAGCUGAUGAAGGGGAAGUCAUUUGGCGUCAGUAGGAGGGAGUGGGAGACUGAGAUCAGAACCGACGAGCAAUGGGGAGACUCACAGUUUGGCAGGUGGGCUCCUAGCUCAUGUGGCCCUGGCACACUCUGGGGAAUGGAGUUAUCACAGGGCCCCGUGCUCCUCAAUGGCCUCUUUGUGCUGUGCACAGUGCUGAGUGCAGGUAUGUCUGACCAGCUCUCUAUCUCAGCCCAGGUGGGCUCCAGUGUCAUCCUCCCAUGUGAUGUGUCCCCACCCAGUGACUUGCAGUGGAAGACCCUUCGUCUGUUUGUCCAGAGACAGAGUCAUGGUGAGCGGGAGGCAGUUGUCUUUUCCUUUUCAGAGAAUGAGGAGCAAAGAGGCUACCAAAGCCCACGCUAUCGAAACCGCACCCACCUCUUCCGCCAUAAUGUCAGCCUCUCCCUGUCUCACAUUGACCCCUGGGAUGAGGGCCAGUAUGUGUGUCACGUCUUCCUGAAAGUCAAUGGGGGACAUCAAGCUCCACUGACAACCAAACUGAGCCUCUCUGUCUGGGCUGGUUUCUCCAAGCCAUUGAUACUGAGAAGAGAGCAAGAAGCCGUGUGCAUAUCUGUGGGUGGGUACCCCAAAGGCAGAUUGUCCUGGACAUUCUCACCCCAUGUUCAUACUGAGUGGGCCAACACCAGUGGAGAGGAAAACCCAGAGACCAGGCUGUACAAUGUCAGUGCUCAGAUUCCAUUAAAUACGUCCACGAGUGGCAGAAUGACGUGCUGUGUGCACUAUGCGGAGUGGCAGUUCUGCAGUGAUCCCAUGGAUGUACCACCUAACAGAGAGCACCCAUUUCACCACAAUCGGGCCCUUUUAUGGAUGGACACUCCAUGGACCUGGUAUCUCACUCUCUCUUUGGGUUUAGCAGCAUCUCAUUGGUUAAGUUGAUCACAGAGAGAACGGUGAGACCAGAUUGGUUGUUAUGUUCCAUUAAUAGGGUCCUAUUAUGGCCUCUGUGAGGCAAUGAACUUACUAAUGAUUGACAAUUUGCUCCGGAUGCGAUUACUUGGCUUAACAGGGUGGCACCUACUAUGGCUAUGGCUAUGGUUGGAUUAUGGGAACAGUCAAGCAAAGAAAAGGAGAAUGAUUUGAAAGCCAACAUGGAACCCAAAAUUACCUCCGAUCACAGAGACACUGCUGGAACAGAGACAAGAAUACACAGGGGCAAAGAGAACAUCCAGUGACAGUUUCAUGUGACAUUCAGAGUUGCACCUUCUGUUCCCAGCGUCACCCCUAGUGUCAACUACUCCCAGGAAUUUGAUGUGCAGGACACUCUCCUGGCUGGAAUGUCUAGGAGACCAUGACAGAGAGAGGACUUUCUUCCUACAUUGGAUGUGAUUUGUACAAAGUCCUAUUAGCAAUGAAGCCCAUUGGUUACCGAGAGCAUGUGACUUCCAAUAGAAAAGCACCUGUUUGCUGUUGUCAUAGAGACAGAAUAAAGUCUUAUAUUUUUUA
Messenger RNA from Xenopus laevis (African clawed frog), 2144 nucleotides. RefSeq names its product T-lymphocyte activation antigen CD80 (gene cd80.L). The record is from RefSeq and is a predicted model, not a curated record. NCBI's taxonomy places the organism in Eukaryota, Metazoa, Chordata, Amphibia, Anura, Pipidae. The coding region runs from base 651 to 1577 and encodes 308 amino acids. The transcript has 6 exons.